AAGGAGGAAUUGCUUUGUCCCAUCUGUUACGAGCCUUUCCGAGCAGCCGUGACUCUUUGCUGCGGCCAUAAUUUCUGCAAAGAUUGCGUGAGCCGCUCCUGGGAACACCGGCACCACGUCUGCCCCGUCUGCAAAGAAUCCUCUUCCUUCGACGACCUCCGCGUCAACCAUACCCUCAACAACCUGGUGGAGAUGAUCCUUAAGGAAGAAGGACAACGACGGGGCCGGACGGCCACCCUCUGUCCCUUCCAUCACGAAGAAGCCAAACUUUUCUGCCUGGAUGACAAGGAGUUGGCAUGUUUCGCCUGCCAGAGCUCCAAGCAACACGAUGGGCACAAAAUGCGGCCGGUGCAGGAGACGGCGGCGGAUUUUAGGGCCAAGCUGAAGAACAUGGAGACCUCCCUGCAGGAGAAGGUAAAGGAUUUCGGGGCUGUGCACGCCUCCUACGAGUCCAUCUCCAAACACAACAAGGCGGAAGCAGCGCGGCUGGAGGAGCAGAUCCAUCGGGAAUUUGAGAAGCUGCACGAGUUCCUGCGGGAUGAGGAGCAGGAGCUGCUGGCGCGGCUGCAGGAGGAGAUGCGGCGCAAGCACGGCCUCAUUGAGGCCAAGAUGAAGCAGCUGGCGGAGGAGAGCCGAGCCCUGCUCGCAGAAGCCCGCCAGCUCCAGGCUGACCUCAAGGAGGAUGACUACACCUUCCUCAUGACCCACAAGAACCGCAAGCGCAGGAUCGCCUGCACAGCUGAGGAGCCGGAGCCCGUCCCCUCGGGGCUCAUCCUCGAUGUCGCCAAGUACUUGGGCUCGCUGCAGUACAAUGUCUGGAAGAAGAUGCUGGACAUCAUCACCGUCGUCCCCUUCAGCUUCGACCCCAACUCAGCGGCGGGCUGGCUCUCGGUGUCCGAGGACCUGUCCAGCGUCACCAACCGGGGUUACAAGCUGUUGGUGGAGAACCCCGAGCGCUUCACCUCGGCUCCUGGCCGCCACUGGACCUUCCACCACGAUGCUCGCUCGGGUUUCUGGUUUAUCUACCGCCUGCCCGGGAAGGAUGGCGAAACGUGCCGAGCAUCCAACACGGCGCGUUCGGAGGCCACGACGGAUGUGCUGAGACGGAUCCGGGUGGAGCUGGACUGCGACGAAGGCGAGCUCUCCUUUUACGACGCCGACCGCAAGAGCCAC
This is a messenger RNA of Pterocles gutturalis (yellow-throated sandgrouse), 1173 nucleotides long. It is a transcript of the gene TRIM35, whose product is annotated as tripartite motif containing 35. The record is from RefSeq and is a predicted model, not a curated record. NCBI's taxonomy places the organism in Eukaryota, Metazoa, Chordata, Aves, Pterocliformes, Pteroclidae. Gene Ontology annotation, biological process: innate immune response; positive regulation of apoptotic process. The annotation marks the transcript as partial. Gene Ontology annotation, molecular function: zinc ion binding. The transcript is spliced from 7 exons.